This is a messenger RNA of Lodderomyces theae, 942 nucleotides long. Its product is annotated as trans-2-enoyl-CoA reductase (NADPH). Lineage: Eukaryota; Fungi; Ascomycota; Pichiomycetes; Serinales; Debaryomycetaceae. Gene Ontology annotation, molecular function: oxidoreductase activity, acting on the CH-CH group of donors. The coding region runs from base 1 to 942 and encodes 313 amino acids. Gene Ontology annotation, biological process: very long-chain fatty acid biosynthetic process. The transcript has a single exon. The record is from RefSeq and is a predicted model, not a curated record.
AUGACAUCAAUUGAGGUCAAGUCACGUUCAAGAUCACUCAAGUCCUAUUCAUCAAAUGAAUUGACCACUAAGUCAUUGGUAGAUGAGUUGAUUGAAGAGCUCAGCGCUGAUAAUCACAUUUCAAGACACAGACUUAGAUUGACCAGAGCGGAAAAUGGCAAACAAAUCCCAUUGGUUGCUGACAAGACUUUUGCCCAAAAUGGGAUUCCAGAAAACGAAACAAACAUUCAACUAUAUGUGAAAGAUUUGGGUCCACAAAUUUCAUGGCGUACUGUCUUUGUGGUGGAAUAUUUUGGACCGUUCGUCUUCCAUGUAUUGUUUUACAAUAUUGCUUCGUUGUACGGUGUGAAGCCAUAUGGGCAUACCAGGACCCAGACCUUGGCCUUCUGGAUGGUUUUGUUGCAUUUCGCCAAGCGUGAGUACGAAACCUUGUUUGUUCACAAGUUUUCCAACGCCACAAUGCCCGCAUUCAACAUUUUCAAGAAUUCAUCUCACUACUGGAUUUUAUCUGGUUUCAAUUUGGCAUACUUUGUGUAUGCCCCAGUUGGGAAACACACUGGAUUUUUGGGAUCUUUGUUCCAUGUGAAUCAGUUACCGGAAUGGGCCCAAUACUCAUUGGUGGCCUUGUGGGCUUUUGCCGAGUUAUCCAACUUCAAAACUCACAAGAUUUUGAGCAGCUUGAGAAGCAAAGAUAACAAAAAGUAUGUUAUCCCCUAUGGUUAUGGAUUCGAUUUGGUUUCGUGUCCAAACUACUUCUUUGAGUCUUUGUCGUGGUUUGCAUAUGCCUUGUUGGUGGGUAAUUGGUCUGCAUGGAUCUUCCUCUUUGUCAGUACUGGUCAAAUGUGGUUAUGGGCAGUCAAGAAACACAAGAGAUACUUGAAAACAUUUGGUGAUGAGUAUAAGAAAUUGAAGAGAAAGAUCUUUGUGCCAUUUGUUGUAUAA